Messenger RNA from Rhincodon typus (whale shark), 3520 nucleotides. It is a transcript of the gene erg, whose product is annotated as ETS transcription factor ERG. Lineage: Eukaryota; Metazoa; Chordata; Chondrichthyes; Orectolobiformes; Rhincodontidae. The coding region runs from base 546 to 2003 and encodes 485 amino acids. Gene Ontology annotation, molecular function: DNA-binding transcription factor activity, RNA polymerase II-specific; sequence-specific DNA binding. Gene Ontology annotation, cellular component: nucleus. The transcript is spliced from 11 exons. The record is from RefSeq and is a predicted model, not a curated record. Gene Ontology annotation, biological process: cell differentiation; regulation of transcription by RNA polymerase II.
UCUUUUCCUCCUCGUCUCACUCCGGCCUUCCCAUCAGUUUUUUUUAAAGUUUCCGUCUUUGACCCCCUUGCCUUUUGGAUUUUGCCCUCUGUUUGCUCUUUCUCUGUCUGACACUUUCUCUCCGUCUCUUCCUUUUUUCCCCUCUGUCUACUCUACGCUUUCCUGUCCAACACACACACACACACGCACACUUUCGCUGUCUUCCCUCUUUUCCCGUCUAACUCUCUCUCUUUCUCUCUCUCUCUCUCCCUCUUUCUCCUCCCUCCCUCCUGUUUUUGUCUGGCCAGGCUGCAGAGUGUAUGGGGAGUCUGGGCACUCUCACUGAUCCGUGAUUGGAGAUUUCAACGAAAUAAGGAAUUCCAUUCACCGAGCCUCCCAUUCACAGCAGAACCUGCACCUCCGCCAUCCGACUGCGUGCCUGCUCCAAAUCUCUGUAAGUACGCUCCGUUCUGACCCAGCCAGCUAGAUCACUGCCGCUCCGCUUCGUCUUAAAAUGAAUUGUGAGGCUUGUCCUGUCGUUAUAUUCUGCAACUCAGCUGAAGGACAUGAUUCAGACUGUCCCAGACUCAGUGGCUCAUAUUAAAGAAGCACUAUCAGUAGUCAGUGAAGACCAGUCCUUAUUUGAGUGUGCCUACGGAACAUCUCACCUAGCCAAAACAGAAAUGACAGCUUCUUCAUCAAGCGACUAUGGGCAGACCUCAAAGAUUAGCCCCCGUGUUCCACAGCAAGAGUGGUUGGCACAGCCACCUACCAGAGUGGCCAUCAAGAUGGAGUACAACCCAAAUCAGGUCAAUGGAUCCAGAAAUUCACCAGAACACUGCAGCAUAGCGAAAGCAGGGAAGAUGGUCAGUGGAUCCGACAGUGUUCCAAUGAGCUACAGCAGCUACAUGGAGGAGAAGCAUGUGCCACCUCCCAACAUGACGACUAACGAGCGGAGAGUGAUUGUGCCGGCAGAUCCUACACUAUGGUCCACGGAUCACGUCAGGCAGUGGCUGGAGUGGGCAGUGAAGGAAUACAGCUUGAUCGAUGUCGACGUGUCACUCUUUCAGAAUAUUGAUGGGAAGGAGCUAUGCAAAAUGACCAAAGAAGAUUUUCAGCGUCUCACCCCAAGCUACAAUGCUGACAUCCUCCUGUCACACCUUCACUACCUCAGAGAGACACCACUUCCUCAUUUGACUUCAGAUGAUGUCGAUAAAGCCUUGCAAAACUCACCACGUCUGAUGCACGCCAGAAACACAGGAGGUGCGACUUUCAUCUUUCCAAAUGCAACAGUUUAUCCUGAACCAUCUCAGAGACUCACAGUUCGACCAGAUUUGGCUUACGACGCAGCCAGACGGUCAGGGUGGGCAAGUCAUCCUGGAGUUCCGCCAAAGGGAACACCUUCAUCUUCCUCAAAUGUAACCAAAGUGGAAGACCAAUCUCGUCACCAGAUAGAUCCUUAUCAGAUUCUUGGGCCUACAAGUAGCCGCCUUGCAAACCCAGGAAGUGGGCAGAUUCAGUUGUGGCAAUUCUUGUUGGAACUUCUGUCUGACAGCUCCAAUGCUAACUGCAUUACCUGGGAAGGAACCAAUGGAGAAUUCAAAAUGACAGACCCAGAUGAAGUGGCAAGACGUUGGGGAGAGAGGAAGAGCAAGCCCAACAUGAACUAUGACAAGCUGAGCAGGGCCUUGCGUUACUACUAUGACAAGAACAUCAUGACCAAAGUCCACGGCAAGCGUUACGCUUACAAAUUUGACUUCCAUGGAAUUGCACAAGCUCUGCAACCCCACCCCCCUGAGUCUUCCAUGUACAAGUACCCAACAGAUAUCUCAUAUAUGAGUACCUAUCAUGCACACCAGCAAAAGGUGAAUUUUGUGGCUCCUCACCCUCCUGCUCUACCUGUGACAUCCUCUAGUUUCUUUGCAGCUCCGAGUCCAUACUGGAAUUCUCCAACCGGAGGUAUCUAUCCAAAUGCCAGACAUCCAUCCACCCACAUGCCAUCUCACCUUGGAACGUACUAUUGAACAAUGCUCACUUUUUUUUCAAUUAUGACUUGGGUUGCUGCUCUGGGAAUGGAGCAUUGGGUUAAUAACUAUGAAUUUAAAUUGGAGGAAAAAAAAACACAAAGUAUAGACUCUAACCAUACAGGAAUACCAAAGAUGUGAUAAGUCUCGAAUACUGGAAGAGGUAAAAAAUAUGUGUUGAAAUAUUAGAAAUAAGCUUGACACCUGUCUGUUGAUGACAUUAUAACUGGCUAACUGACUGGAGGUGAAUUAUUAAAAGAGGAGUACUUUAUGGAGAGUGUAUGAACUGAAAGAAGAAGAUCUAAGGAUCGACUGAUCCCUGCUGACAAUCUGGAACAAAAACACAAAUUGUUGGAAAGACAAUGUGUGUUGCAUAUGAAAUAAGAUUGUGGAAUUUAGGAAACAACCAUCAACACAUGGCAAGAGGAAACAAAGCAUGUCAGAAAUUAUGUAAUAGUAGAACCUGCAAAUCAGAGACUUGAAGUGUAACAUCUUGGAUCUUCUUCAGCAGUUAAACUCUUGCUCUCUGAACUGAAAUAUUUAUACCUUCUGGAAUUUAUUUGUUAACAGGAUUUAUCAUCGAAAUAUAUUAAAAACAAAAUUGUGGGAGACUGUUGGACAAGACUGUAUGAUUUGGUACAAUGAUUUCUUACUUUGCAUGGCUUGAGCCAAGCAUUUGGAUUUGAGUAUGUGCAGAAGGCUACGUGUUGGAAUAGAAAUUAGGCAAUGGCAUUGGAAAAAGGAGAACUGAAGAGAUAGGCGUAAAGGAGUAAGCUGGUGUCUGUGUGAUUUUUAAAUGGACAUGCAAAAACAAGACUAUAUCAAUUGGAUAUAAAAAAGGAUUCUCCGAAGAAGAGUCAAAAAUGACAGACCUGUCUCCAUAAUCAUUAAUAUGAAGGAAAGAAAGAAAACAAAACAGGAAUCUGGAGCCAAAAUACUUCAUCAUCGAGUGAAAAAAAACAUCUCUUAAGAAUUGGAAAACUGGGAUUGUCUGGAAUUAUUACAUUUUGAAAAAAAAACGGGGAUCUUGUGAAUGUGCUUGAUGUAAAACUGAUUGGGACCUGAAACUUGGGAGGUUACUACCAUUUUUCUUUAUCCUGCACAUUUGGGCCAGGACUAGCCCACUAUCAAACCUGAGGAGAUCUCAAAUGCAUUUUUUUAAACCGAGGCGGUCGCCAGAUGUGAAGAGUCGCGAACGCUGUGCGUUUGUAAGAAAUAAGUAUUCAAAUCAAGGUUAUUUUGCAUUUUAUAUUGUGAACUUAUUAUGUAACUUAUGCAUUUAUAUAUUCCUUUGUUUCUGACACUACGAGUUGACCUCGGCCAACCAUGGACCCAAAACAAAAAAAAACAAAAACAGAAAAAAGGUGAAAAAGAGAAAAAAAAGAUAUGCAAUGAAACAUUAUGGCCUUGAUUUAUAACUCUUUUUAACGAAAUAUGCUUUAUGUUUACAUAUGAAACUCUUAGCACAUAGGAUGCAAAUUAUAUAUGUAUUAAAAUAAGCCUGGCUUUCAUUCAGA